CGACACGCCUUUUUAUCGGUUUGCACGAGGCGUUUGGGCAAUGGUUAUAGGCCGCGCCUAUUUCGCACUAAUGAGAUUUCACGUUGGUAAGUCUGCGUUCAAUUGCUUUGUAGUUUGGCAGGUGAUCGUGUUCUGAUUGCGAAUCACAUUUUACAUCUUUACCAACGGCAUGUUCUUUUUGGCGUUUCGUUCUAUUCAAUCUCAUCUUUCUUCAAUUUACAGGCGAACCGAUCGAGCUAAGAUACGCCUUGGAAUCUCUUGGCAUUAGUACGGGUCAGUUGCCGAUUACUUGGACUGGUAAAAUAAAAGAACAACACAUCAGACAAUAUAUGCGAAUGCGAAGACAAUUAGAAGAGCACAGCAGUAGCGGGGAAAACGAUAAUUCGACACCAAUCAUAGAAUGCCCAAAUUUGAGCGACAUUGUAUUCCGGCAGGGAACGUCUGCCAUGUAUCACCCGGGAAAUGUAAUUUUUCGCAGCAGAAUCCAGCACUUGUUCGAAGAGGCAAAACCCUUUACAAUGGACCAAUCUACUAGAACUCUGGUCACAAAACUGAUGGAAGAAAUUCGAGAGAACAACGGAAGGAUCUUGAUCUGGUCCCAACUUAAAACCGGUACAAGCGUUAGUUUCGGCGAUUGUUGGUGGACGGAGCUUAGAGACCAAUCACAAAUCUAUACCAAGAUUGAAAACCUUGUACGAGAAUUCAAGUAUUCGAAGCAGAAGUACCAGUCGAUCAAUCGUGGAAAUGGCAGUAGUGUAAGAACUGUUCAGAAUGCUGAGAGUGACAAGUCGCUCUUUCUCCAACCCUGUCAUGACGGCUUUACAGGCUGGUGCAGUACAAGAGGAAAGAAACGUGCCCAUGACAACACCUUUGAAGACGAUCAGUGUUGUAGUAGAAAUUUAUGCAAUCGCCGCUAACAUAUCCUUGUCUGCAAUGCGCCAUCAGAAAUUAAAAUCUUGGAAAAGGUGUUGCGACGACGUGUCUGCCAAGUUGUCAAACUAACAGUCCUCGCGAGUUGGACAAUUGAAAAACAAAGUUUAGCUUUCCAA
Pseudo-nitzschia multistriata is the source of this 1049-nucleotide messenger RNA. NCBI's taxonomy places the organism in Eukaryota, Bacillariophyta, Bacillariophyceae, Bacillariales, Bacillariaceae. The record is from the annotation of a GenBank genome assembly.